CAAACUUGACAUGGCUGGGCUGAUGGGAGGAGCAGCUGGGACAGGCAUCGCAGCCUCCCCGCAAGAGGAAGCAGAACAAAUCACCAAGAUACGGGAUUUCUUCAUGCAUUUUAACAAGAUCUCAGAGAUGUGUUUCACAGACUGCGUUUGGGACUUCACAACGAGGGACGUGCGAGGAAAAGAGGAGACAUGCGCGAUCUCGUGCCUCGAGAAGUUCCUGAAGGCCAGCAACAGGAUAUCGCAGCGAUUCCAGGAGCAUCAGAUGAUAGCCAACGAGAGCGCGAUGGCCGCGAUGAAGGCUAGUCGGUGAUAGAGUCGGCGGCGGGUGGCUGGGACGAUGCUGCGUUCGUCUUGUGGCGCAGCGGGCGUGGUUGACGUCACUAGUGCAGCCCUCCUGCUGAGAUAGUGUUCAAGUGUACCAACUCCAAUACAUUGAUGUGGUGA
Molecule: messenger RNA, 444 nt
Organism: Pollicipes pollicipes
Lineage: Eukaryota; Metazoa; Arthropoda; Thecostraca; Pollicipedomorpha; Pollicipedidae
Product: mitochondrial import inner membrane translocase subunit Tim9
Exons: 3
Coding region: 11-310 (99 amino acids)
Source: RefSeq, a predicted model, not a curated record